GUGAUCGAUGCUGUCUCUGCGGUGUCAAGGUGGACCUCUUGUCAUUUCAGUUGUAAGAAAACCGGAUAAAAAUGAUCUAAUGUUAUUGCUGCAAAGGAUCACGUGUCUGCGCAUGGCACCCACGGAAAAGUUGCAGUUGGUUUAGGAGAGAGAGAGAGAGAGAGAGAGAGAGAUAGAGUGAGAAAGCGAAAAGAGGGGGGUUUAUCUGGUCCAAACAGUACAUAGGACACCACCUGGGAAUGCGCUGUGGACAAUUCCCUCGUCAGCCGACGCUGAUUAUUUAUUUAACUGGGAACUGGAGGGGCGGGGGAGUUACCCGUUCCAGACUAGUGUCAUGACAGAGUGCGCUACCCGAUCCUAACAAUUAACCUUGAUGAGAUAAGAUUGCUUUCAAUUAGUGCAGCCGGGCACGUGUACACAGCCGCGCGCCCUCUCCAGAGGAUUGUGGACUAAAUGAAAUGAUUACGAGACAAUAACUGUCCGCAGAAGAUUUCACUUCGUUUCGGUUCGGUUCAAGAUCGCUGCGCAAGGCGUUUUCGCUGGAGAAAGCCAUGGGAACUCCAUAUACUAGAGGGAAUUAGAGGGUAAAGCGUGGGAUUUGCGACAGAAAUGCCGUACUGAUCGAAACAUUGGAAUCGCUCUCGUCAUUUCCUUUUUUGUAGGGAGCUAUACCAUUUUUUUCUAUCACGUUAUCUUUUUUGCGCGCCAACAGCUGAUCGGCAUUGUCUGGACAGCACAUGCCAACCGUCCGCUCCGCUUCCUCGCAUCUGCGCCCCGGCCACUGGAGAUGAGCACCGAGUCCCGAGCUUGAGCGGUGUGGAGCGGCGAAAACGGGCAAUUCCAUCGGUCGGUUUCUCCUCGUCCGCAACGUGAGAGAGGGACGAGCAGCCUAACAACAAGAAAAGUCACCGCCGGCGCCCCAUUCGAAGCAUGGAUCAGGACGAGGAAACCAUGGAGGUGUCGAAAAAAUCCGUCAUUGCGAAGAUUUUCAAAGUUCGCAAGCGGCGGGAGAUGCUUCUCGUGCAAGUGUGUUUUAUCUGCAGUGUCCUCUUCAUGGUGUGGUGCAUGUCAGCACUCCUGACGAAGGCAGGUCAUGGGAUGCUGGUGGAGGGCGGUCAUGAGGUGUAUCACCACGACCACUGGGGUCGGAGACUUAUGGCUUCUUUGCCCGACGGCAACGAGACGGAGGAGAAGAACUGCACCGAGCCAGCCAUACGUGAAUUUCCUGAUGACAUGUUUACCAAUGCUGAACGAAAGAGUGGAGCAGUCUCGCUACAUAUAGCAGCGGCGCUCUACAUGUUUCUGGCUCUGGCCAUCGUGUGUGAUGACUACUUUGUCACGUCCCUGGAGAAAAUCUGUGAGAAGUUGGACCUGAGUGAAGAUGUGGCUGGGGCUACCUUCAUGGCAGCAGGGAGCUCUGCUCCUGAGCUCUUUGCCUCGGUUAUAGGUGUCUUUAUUACUCACGGCGAUGUCGGAGUGGGCACCAUCGUGGGCUCUGCUGUUUUCAACAUCCUCUGCAUCAUCGGAGUGUGUGGGAUCUUCGCCGGGCAGGUGGUGAUGUUGACCAAGUAUGCGGUCUUCCGGGACUCUAUCUGCUACACCUUCUCAGUAAUUGCGCUCAUUGUGUUCAUCUAUGAUGAAAAGAUUGUGUGGUGGGAGGCCCUGAUCCUGGUACUCAUGUACCUCAUAUACAUUCUCAUAAUGAAAUUUAACACCUCUAUACAGAGGCUCUUCACAGGCAAGGGGAAGAAGAAGAAGAAUGUUGCCAAUGGAAACGCGGCCAGUGGCAGUGAGCUAGAGGAUGUGAAGCCUACUAAGGCCUACAGGCGUGGCUCCGUGGUAAUGGUUGAUGAGAUCAUCAAUGCGAGCCCUCCCAAAUACCGCUUCCCUGAGGCGGGCUUGCGUGUCAUGGUCACCAGCCAUUUUGGCCCCAAGACCCGUCUUCGCAUGGCCAGUCGCCUCAUUAUCACUGAGCGUCAGAAGCUGGUGCAGGCAGCCAACGGAGUGGAAACGGUGGUGGUGGAUGGCAAAACUGACAUUGAGAACGGCAACGUGCCCGAAGACAAGCCCAGCGAAGAGGAGGAGAGUGAGCUGACCUCGCCGUUCCGCCUGCCACGUGGUGUGAUGAACAAGAUCAAGUGGCUGGUCUCUUGGCCGCUGCUCCUGUUGCUCUUCUUCACCAUCCCCAACUGUGCCAAACCGCGCUGGGAGAAGUACUUCAUGCUCUCCUUCAUCCUCUCCACCGUCUGGAUCGCCGUCUUCUCCUACUUCAUGGUGUGGAUGGUAACAAUAAUUGGAUACACACUUGGCAUUCCCGACGUCAUCAUGGGCAUCACUUUUCUGGCAGCUGGCACCAGUGUGCCAGACUGCAUUGCCAGCCUCAUUGUUGCACGGCAAGGUCUUGGGGACAUGGCAGUCUCCAACACCAUUGGCAGCAACGUGUUUGACAUCUUAGUAGGCCUCGGUGUCCCAUGGGCUAUUCAGACCAUGGCAGUGGACUGCGGCUCAGAGGUCCAGAUUAACAGUCGAGGGCUUGUGUACUCAGUGGUGCUGCUACUGGGCUCCGUGGCAUUAACAGUUCUGGCGAUCCAUGUGAACGGCUGGAAGCUGGACCUGAAGCUGGGCAUCUACGUGCUGCUGCUCUACGCCGUGUUCCUCUGCUUUUCCGUCAUGAUCGAGUACAACGUCUUCACCUUCGUCAACCUGCCCAUGUGUCAGGAGGACUUCUAGACAUCCGGGCCUCGUCACAGUCUUGUCAGCCACGUCUUGUGUCCCAACCCCACCUCAGAUGUUCUCAGACACCCCACCAUCGCACACACCCACCCAGCCAACCACCUGAGCACCUGCAGGCUUCAACAGGCUGUGAAGCGUCUUGGUGUCCCCACGCUCUCAUUCGGUCUGAGACUCCCAUGAGACCUGUGUUUAUCUUUCCUGUUCUCACACACACACAUUCUCACUCUCUCACUGUCAAUUUAUUUUUCUAUCUUUUUUUUUUCUAUCCUUCAUCCUUAAUUAUCUUAAUUUCUCAUCGGUUGGUCUUGUUCCAUGUACAGACAGUGAGAUGAGUAUCUUUCUGUGAACUGGUCUGGUUUUCAUGGUCUUUGUCUUUUUUUUUUUUUGUUUCUUCUCCUUUGUGUGUCUUGGAGAGUUUUGGAGUUCUUUUUUUCCCCGCCUGCUCUUAUGUGUGUUCUCCUUCCUUCUCCUCCCCUGAAGACCUGGAUCUAUCCCCAAAGGAGGAGGAACUUCUCCUCGGCAGCUCUCCUCCUCCUCCUCCUCCCCCCGUCUGUCCUCAUGACCUUAGCUCGACCGCAAGUGGAUAAUGUCUCCUGCCAAAACAAACAAAAAAAGAUUACACAGCAUGCUUCCUCCUUUUCACCCCCAGCCCUGGUCACCACUUUCCUCUUAGUGUUUUAGUGAUAUUUCUUUUUUCAUCUUGUUUACAUUUAUUUAUUUAUUUAUUUAUGUUUGUUUUUUUCCACCUUCCUAACAACCUCUAUUUUUUUAGACAAGCAUUUUACUUGUCCGGAAGCUUGGUUUCAAACGUCGUAUGUGCUGCAUGCUUCGUUCGGAGUGUGGGGCCUUGAGCCAUCGCAUAUGUAUAUGCAGCACUGCACAAUUUGAACAUGUAAAUAUCAUCUAAAUAUCGUUCAUUGGAUAUAUUGUAAGUUAUUUCUCUCCCCAAACAAACAAAGAAGUGGUACCCAAAUAGACCAUAGAGGAGGGGGGCAGGGGAAAAGCAAUCUGUGCAGAUAGUUUGAAUUGCCCAUGGAUGUUUUAAGUUGGGUGUUGGGACAAUGAGAUGAGAUCUCUUGCCAGUCAGUUGAAAGGGGGUGUGACCUCCACUGGCAGUGAUUCCAUUGGAUGGUCUUUUGCCAGUUUUCCCAGAAAUAGACAUGUCCAUCAUUUGCCAGCUGCACAACUACACUCAUCUGCAUGCCGGGACAGAUGGAAUACCCUAGUGGCCAUUUGGGGUUUAUUUUCUGAGGGGAGGAGAGCGGCAGCUCAGAUUUAUACCGUCCUUGGUAUGACUUGUUCAGACUGACGGUCGCCAAAGGGUGAAGUGCAGUAUUUUCUAUUUGUCGUUCUUUUGUAUUGUUUCGUGGUAGUGGUUGACAUCGAGCCAGUGCUCUCAUCCUGCAGCGAGCUGCUUGACCUCCUGGCCACUUUAGGGGCAAAAGGAGAGCCCUCUGGUUGGGCUGUUUUUUUUUUUUUUUUUUUUUUUUUUUCUUCUUUCUUUCUUUCUUUUCCUUUUAGAGUUGUAAGCCUGUUUUUGGAAAUCAGGGAAUUCUAUGAGCUUCAUACGUCUCCCCCCCAGUAAAAGAGGGGGUGGGGGCAGUCUGGUGAUGUUCUCUCGUUGUGGAAUUUACAUGUAGAUAUUUGCACUUUAAAAACAAAGCAAAGCAGUCCUCUCAUCCAAUCAGUGCUUCCUCCUAUGUGUGCGCGUGUGGUUGUAAUGUCCGAGUAUGCGUGUGUGAUUGAUUUUUUUUGAGGGACCUCUGUCUCUUUCCUGGUCUCCACCCCAUCCCCACCAUGAGCACAGCCACAACGAGCACAUCUGUGUCUGCAAUGCAUGAUGGGAACUCUUUCUUGAGGUGGGCUUGGAGGGGGAAGGGGUUGCUCAGUGGCAACUGUAGUAAUCCCGAACCCUGCACCUCACUAGCUCUCCUCCCUGAAGCGCCACCCGGCCCUCUUUUACAAAGCGGCAGCUACAAGCAGCAUGGCAAUCCAGACGUCUCACCUCAUGAUGCAAAAACAACCUGUCAAGGGGUCUGGGCUGUGUUGGGGUUGGGGGGGGGGGUGCUGUGGGUGAGGAGGCGCAUAGGCGCAUAGGCUCUGGCGUCUGUCUUUUCGGCUCUGCCUGACCCUGACCUUUCCCAUGCGCCUUCCUCCACCACCGUGUGACCAAUGGGCCGGUAAAGGCUGGUGCUAGUCUGGUUUAUGCAAUCACAUCUUGGACAGAACUGAGGGGGAGGGGGUCUCAAAAGUAAACCCCACUGUACUGUAUUGAACUGUACUGUACAGGGGGGGGGGGGGUUCUGUGCCAUGAGAGGGGGUAUCGUUUUGGGAGCCAAGACUGCUAGGAGAUCAGGGCUGGGGGACUUGGCCCCUCCCAAAGGCCAAGAGGAGGGUAGAACAUUCCUGAAGUUGUCUCUAUGCAGGUGGAGCUAACCAGCUCCUCGCCAGGCGACCUUGGACGACCUCUGCUCCUCCUUCGUCUGCUUCUGCUGUCGGCCCAUUGGAUGGAUGGAUGGAUGGAUGGAUGCAUGCACUCCGCGGAGGAACCUCCUCUUGUGUGUGAUGGACUUGACUGUGUUGAUUUGUGAUGAAAUUCAAUUGUGUGUGUAAAUAAAUAUGCAUAUUGAUAUAGAUUAUUAUGUAUUUUUUUUUGGUGUGGGGGAUAUGUGUCUCAGCUGCUAUUGAUUUUAAGAGGAAGUGACCACACAGGAAGGGAGGUAACCGGUGUCAGUUGAGUCCCAGUGCUCAUUUGUACUGCCCAGGCCGAACCGGCAUUCCUUUGGGUCACUCUAAUGUAUGUCAAUAUAGUGCAGGGAGUGAAAGUUAAUUUGUUUCUCUGUAUGAGCAGGACUGUAUUCUAUCUUGUGCCAUUCUAGUACUACAAUCUGUAUAGUGAGUGGUCAUUUCUUGAAGUGUUUCCCAGGACAUGUAAAUAUUGAAAAUGUUUGUUUGAAAGCAAAAGAAGCGUGAUGGGGUUUUUUUUUUUUUUUUUUUUUUUUUUUUUUUUUUUUUUUUUCCCCCUCUUUCUUUUCUUUUUUAAAAAGGUUACUUGGUAUAGGUACAGAAUAUUGAUUGUUCGUUGUAGGUUGACCAUUUUUGCGUUUUUGCUUUUUAUUUUCUUGAUGCAACCGGACCCUGUACCCAACAGUUUGUGUGGUCACCUCCUCUGUAAAUGACCUCCCACCAUUUUGUGUGUGAGCGUGUGUUAUUUCACUUCAUCUGUUCAGACACACACAAACACACACACUCUGUAAUAUUUCACUGGAUAUUUAGCAGCGUAUGUUGAGCAUCACUCACUUUUUAAAGAAGUUUAAAAAAAAAAAAAAAAAUCAAGUAGAAUUCAGAUGCCAUAACUAUUGUAGCGCUCCGUAUUCAGAUUGUAUGAAACUAAAUAAAAAUGGUCAAUAUGGGAAAGUCCUCUGAACAGAUGCACACAGAUACACACUUAACUAUGAUGUACAGAGGGAUACACUGAGGGGAAAGGGGUGUGAUUCUACAGAAUGAAUGCGACCCUAUGCACUGUGAGCUCAAUGUGGUGGAAGUCAUGUCUGAUAAAUGAUUUAAUAUAUACAUAAAAACAAUGAAUAAUUUAAAUGAAUAUAUUUAAUGUAAAGUUAGUUACAAUAAAAUAUAACUGAAGACAUCUGUAUACCUUAUAUGAAUGUAUUGUCUUGCUAUAAUGGACAUAUCCAACCAAUGAAUUUUACUGUUAAGCAAUAAUGUGGAAAAAAUAAUGAUAAUAAAUCUAGCUAAAGAA
Clupea harengus (Atlantic herring) is the source of this 6493-nucleotide messenger RNA. It is a transcript of the gene slc24a4b, whose product is annotated as solute carrier family 24 member 4b. Gene Ontology annotation, biological process: intracellular calcium ion homeostasis; calcium ion transmembrane transport. Gene Ontology annotation, molecular function: calcium channel activity; calcium, potassium:sodium antiporter activity. Gene Ontology annotation, cellular component: plasma membrane. The record is from RefSeq and is a predicted model, not a curated record. NCBI's taxonomy places the organism in Eukaryota, Metazoa, Chordata, Actinopteri, Clupeiformes, Clupeidae.